GGGAUACAGAUCUGACUAGAGAAUUCUCAACAGAACAAUCUCAAAUGGCAGAAAGACACUUAAGGAAAUGCUCAACAUCCUUAGUCACCAGGGAAAAGUGAGAGUUCCCACUCUUCCUCCUCCCCCUAAUGGAACAUGCUGAUCAGGGGCUGAGAUUAGAAUCUUACUUUGUUUGGAUUGUUGCAUCUGAAAUCUUCAAAUGUCCUAUUUACUGGCAUCAAGAAGCACAAGUGUAAUGAAAUUAAAGUGUGGGGCUGGAGAGAUGGUUCUGUUGUUAAGAGUAUGUCCUCUCCUGCAGAGGACCACGUUCGGUUCCCAGGAUCCACAUUCUGUUUGCUCUGUUCUGUGCCUGAGUUAAACCCUUUGCCAUCACUUCCCAGUUUGUGUCUUACUCCCCUUGUUGAAUUUGAACCCAAAAUAGGUUAUGAGGGUUAGAUGAGGUGUGUUUUUUUUUUUUUCCCCCAUGUGAAAAGUACUCGAAACCACACCCAGAGACAGCGCCUAGAGAGUGUCACCUCCGUAUUAGCUGUUUGUGUCUCCCUCUGGCGUUUAGUGACUAGCCACUGCACAGCCCUGCACAGGAUAGAAAGAGUGAAGAAAAACUGAAGGCGUGGAGUAAUCAUUGCUUCAGACACUGGCAGUUCCAGUUUCAAGUGGUUAGAGGCUGAGCCUUCAGGGUGGGGACUGCCUGAAAGUGCUGCUCAAACGUUAUUGCCCCAGGCCACGGGGCAAUAAGCUCUAAGAACAAUUACUUGUCAAGGCUGGUACUUGACUUUGUGAGGCUAGAAGAGAAUUCCUGAGACUGGGUAAAUUAUAAAGAAUGCAGAUUUUAUUUCUUACAGUGCUGGAGUCUGAGAAGUCCCUGGUCAAGUUCUGUUAGACAACCCUCUUACCUGGAUAAGACAGGGGGCAGAAGGCAAGAAAAGAGAGGGGCAGGUGGGGUGGGGGAGGGUGCAGGCUCCUUUGACCAGAACUAGUUUUCAUGGUAACCAACCCACUCUCUUGUCAACAAUCUCUGAGGGCAGAGCCUUCACGUCUUAGCCACCUCUUAUCAGCCACCCCCCCACAACAAUAUGCACAGACUUAGACUCCGGGGAACACAUUCAAGCCAUAGCAUCACUGUAUGAUUUUAUGAAGCCAAAAGACCAAUAACAUAGAUUUUAAAACUCUCCUAACCAGACUAGAAUAGUGAUUUCUCUUUCCUUUCAGUACCUAGUCACGCUGGCAAAGCACAGGACCAGAGGGACAACUCUGGCAAUUUCUUACUUACUCAUCCAGUACCCAUUGUCUAUACCCUCCUCAUGCAUAUCAACUACAAGUGGGGAGCUGGCUGAACAGAACCGGGCCCUUCAGCAUGGGCACUGAAUGGUUGUGAGGAUGCUCUUAAGCCUAACUGCUCAGCUCAGGAGACAACGGACACUGAUAGCAGCCUUCAUCCUCUUACAUGGCUUAAGCUGCUAAAAAGAAAAUCUUGAAACUGGGUAACUUAUGAAGACAACCCCAUAACACCCUUAUGCCUUGUUUGAAGAACAAAAAGAUGGUCCCCCCCCUCUGUGUGUAUAUCUGUUUCUCUCUUUCUCUACACACACACACACACACACACACACACACACACACACACACGCACACACGCACACACGCGCGCACACACGUGAGCACAUGUGCAGGUCAGACAAUAACUUGUAGGAGUCAGUUCUUCAACUGUGUGGGUUCUGGGGACUGAACCCAGGCAGUCAGACUUGGAGGCGGUCACCUUUAUGAACUGGCUGUCUCGAAGAUCAUUUUCUAAUGCAAGCAUAAUUGACUGACUAUCUACUCUGCAAUAAGUUUCAAGUUCGGAGCUGGGCACAGUGAAAAAAGCAGAACAUCUCACUGUCCUCGGUGAGACGAAAAUUUAGGGAAGAAGAAUGUGUUCUACAAGUACAGUGUAGUGACGGUGGUUGGGGCGAAGGAGAAUCAUGAAGUACGUAAGGAGCAGAGGGUCCCCGUGGUCUCUAGUAGUGUGAAUAGUUAGGGCAGGCUUUGAGGUGAGGUGACCAGAGAGCCCACCUCUGUAGCCGCCUGCUGGCCUCUCCCCACUGGGGCAGUCACAAAAUGCUCUACUCUUUGAGUGUAAAUCCAGGGAUUGGGGGUCAGGGGAGGAUUUUCUUUUCUGCUGUUUGUCGCACAGGAAAGAACAUCUUAUAAAGAUUGACUCAGGGUACAACGCUCUGCCCCAGUUCCCUCUCUUCAUUUACCAAGCACCUGCGGGUGACAGAGGCGUGGUUCUCCAGGGAGCUUAUCCUAGCUAGGAUGUAGGUACUCAUAACAUCCAGCCCCAAGCUUCAAGCAAGUGCGAGGGGUCCCAAGGCCAAAGAGGGAGUUCCCUGGACGAACUGUAAAGCCACUGUGCCAGCUCACACCCUACUAGUGGCAUGACAGGCUCCAGGAGGAACCAGAAGUAGUCUCUAGCCGGGAGGGGGGGUGCCGGGGGGGGGGAUCUGUGGUCAGUAGGCCACACGCUCAUCCCCAACUCCCUCCUCUGGAGCAGAUGCUUCAGCCCAAGCCUGACCUGGGCAGUUGGCAACCUCCCCGGUGUCCCCGGAAGGAAAAGAGGCAGUGUCCUGUCAGCAGCAGCCUCCCGUGCUGCCUGGAAGCUCCUUUGCCCCUGCAGCCAGGGUCCCUGAGUCCCGGGUCCAGCUCCGCCUCCAGCGCCGUCUCUCGGCUUGUGGCCCAGCUGAGGCUCCCUGGGUCAGGACUGAACAAAGGUCCAGACCCGCCCAACUCCUCUCGCUGUGCGUCCCAGAGCGCACGCGCCUGCAGGAACCGAGCACGUGCAGGACCGAGCUGCAGAGCGCCGGUAAUCUGAACCUGACAAAAUGUUUGCCAAAGCGACUCGGAAUUUCCUGAAAGAGGUUGACGCUGGAGGGGACCUGAUCUCAGUGUCACACUUGAAUGACUCUGAUAAGCUGCAACUGCUGAGUCUGGUGACCAAGAAGAAGAGGCACUGGUGCUGGCAGAGACCCAAGUACCAGUUUUUGUCUGUCACCCUGGGAGACGUUCUCACAGAGGGACAAUGUCUUAGUCCAGUGGUUGUGGAGUCAGACUUCGUGAAAUAUGAAAGCAAGUUCGAGAACCAUGUGAGUGGGAGCAUCGGGACGGUUGUGGGGAAGGUCAAGCUGAAUGUCGGCGCCAAAGGUCUGGUGGAGGGUCGCUCUUCGUUUGGAACCCUGCGGAAGCAGGAGGUGGACCUGCAGCAGCUCAUUCAGGAUGCGGUCGGGAGAGCGGUUAAUCUGGACAACCCGGUGCUACAGCAGGUGCUAGAGAGGAGGAACGAGGUCCUGUGUGUGCUGACACAGAAGAUUGUGACCACACGGAAGUGUGUGCUGUCUGAGCAUGUGCAGAUGGAGGAGAAGUGUGGGGGCUUGGUGGGGAUCCAGACCAAGAUCGUGCAGGUGUCAGCAAUGGAGGAUGGGACCGUCAUCAAGGAUACCAAUGUGGUGCUGGAGAUCCCCGCUGCCACCACCAUUGCCUGUGGCAUCAUCGAGCUGUAUGUGAAACAGGAUGGCCAGUUUGAAUUCUGUCUCCUCCAAGGGAAACAUGGUGGCUUUGAGCAUGAGAAGAAAGUUGACUCUGUCUACUUGGACCCCCUGGCCUACAGAGAAUUUGCAUUCCUGGACAUGCCAGAUGGGGGUCAAGAGAUCUCUUCCCAGGAUGGGCCAUUACAUGUUUUAAAACAAGCAACCGUGCACCUGGAGAGGAGCUUCCAUCCCUUUGCAGUGUUACCUGCAGAGCAGCAGAUGGCGCUGUUCUGCCUCCUGCAGACAGUCCUGUUUGAUGAGGAACUCCUUAAGGCCCUGGAGCAAGUGUGUGAUGAUAUGGCUGGUGGCCUCUGGUCCUCACAGGCUAUCUUGGCGAUGGAGGAGCUGACAGAUAGUCAGCAGCAGGACCUUACAGCCUUCCUGAAGCUGGUGGGGUGCAGGGUACAGGGUGAGCGUCCUGGCCCGCAGGAUGAGGUCAGCAACCAGAAGCUCUUUGCAACAGCCUACUUCCUGGUCAGUGCACUAGCAGAAAUGCCAGAUAAUGCCACAGUUCUUCUGGGGACUUGCUGUAAACUCCACAUUAUCCAUGUGCUGUGCCACCUGAUUACUGCAGUUCUCAGACUGAGUCAGAAGUUUCUUGUGCAGUGCACCAUGGUGAAAGAAGAAAUUCACAACUGGUCAAAGAGCAAAGAUUAAGUGUCUAUGGAGUACUCAACAAUAAAUGGGACAUCUUUAUUAUAUCUCUUCCCUGCAAGGCUCAGGGACCAAGGAUGAAGGAGGUGAAAAGACUUUAAGAGCCAGAGGUCAGGGAGGACCAGAAUGAAGCAGCUCUUCUGGACAUGACAGGACUGCUGCACUCAUGAACUCAAAGCAGCUGUGGCUGCCUGUACAAGACCUGUACAGGAUCAAGAGAGUCAACAUUCCAGCAUGGAGGACGGGACCCCAUAAACCUCUCUCUGUAGCUGAGAAGCCUUUGACAGCUGAAAGGUUCUGAGGGAGGCAGAGUCCAGGCCCCACACUAUGAAUAAAUGGAGGGCACAAAGUCAGGAAAGAGUGAGAGGUGGCUCUAGGAGGAGUUAGGGGGAGUAGUACUGGAGAGUGAAUAUAGUCAAAAUACAUUGUAUGCACACAUGAAAUCCUCAAUGAAUAAAAAAAUGCAUUACAAAGUUAAAAUCCAAAAAAGUAUGAGAUGAUUCGCUUAUAUGAAAAUAUGGGAAUGCAAACUAAGUUACAAUGACAGAAUGCAGAACAGCAGUUGCUUGAAGCAAGGUAGGAAGCAGGAGGGACGGAUACAAAGCAUUUCAGGGAACUCAGGGGUGGCAGUAAGUUUAUUAUCUCAGUUAUGCUAAUGGUGUCACAGAUGCAUAUAAACAGUCACGUUUAUAAAACUGUGUACUUCUAAAAUCAGUUUAUGAGUUACAUAAACUGCAUCUAUUUAUUUAGUAGAUUACAUAAUAAAGAAACAAGGGCUUGCCACCCAAAACAUAAGCUAGAAACCUGGUCCUCCUGCUCUCAUUUCAUUUCAACCCAUUAUCCUGGCUUUCCCAACCAAGACAACCUUUACUUUAGAUCUUGUAUUCAACUCCCUGUUUUCCUCAUGGACAUAGCUUUAAUUCCAUCUAUGUAAAUUAAAGAGAGAUAUAGUCACCUUAAAAUAAAAUAGUACCAUAAUAUAUGCACAUAAUGUUUUAGGAUUUAUUGUAUACUCAUUAAUGAAUUUCUGACUAUAUAUAUGUAAGAGCUAUUCUAGGAAGUGCCCAAGUUUUGGAACACAGGAACAUUCAAUUUUAGGAGACAUUACUAAACUUCCUUCCCACCAAUGUGCUAUGCCAAAUGUACUCUACCAGUACUGAAGUCAACAUAUUGUAGAUUCAUGUACAAAUUUUUCUAACUGAAUUGUGUAAAACAGCAUCUCACACUAUGAUUUUUAGUGUCUUCAGAUGUUUCCUGACCAAUGAUCUGUUUUGAUUUUUUUCAUGUGAUUGGAAACAGUGAUACAAUUUUAGAUAUUAUCUUUAUGAAUAAUCAAUUUUCAUCUAUUCUGUUAUAUACCAGUGUAAUGUACAUACUCAGGCCUCUUUCUGAGCCCUCUCUGACCAUGUUACCCAUUCCUAUGCCAACACCAUAUUAUGUAAACCCUGCACAUUAAUAAUUGUGAUGGUUAAUUCCAAUCUUCCCGUCAAUGAAAUCUAGAAUUACUUAGGAAACAGGACCCUGGUCAUGACAGUGGGAGAUUAGCUUGAUUAGUUUAUCUACUGUGGUGGCACCAUUUUCUGGACUGGAAUCUUGGAUUGUAUAAAUAGAAGGGAGCUGGGAGUAAGUUAUUACUGACUGUGGAUUCAGGGUGACCAGCUGCUCCAAGCUUUUCCUUUUUACCUCCACACUACAGUGGACUGAACCCUUGAACUGGGAGCCAGAAUAAACCCUUUCUACCUUAAAGACGCUUUGUCAGGGCAUUUUAUCACAGCCAAUAGAGAAAAAACUAAAAUGCUCCUAUUCCUGCUUUUCUGCCUCAAGAGUGUUCCGGCUAUUAAUCUCAUCAAGACUUUUGAUUCACAGACCUCUGAACCUGUAAAUGUGAAAAAAGUGGACAUUUCUAUAAUAUUCUAUUUAUUUAGAACAUCUUCAUAAUUGUUUUGUGUAGAGGACUUGAACUAUUUUGUUAGGUUCAUUCCCAAGCAUUAAGGUGACUCUACUAUAAAUCAUGUCUUAGUUAUGAUUUUAGUUGCUUGAUAUGACAAAACAAAUAAAAAGCCCUAAUGUAUACUAA
This is a messenger RNA of Cricetulus griseus (Chinese hamster), 6291 nucleotides long. NCBI's taxonomy places the organism in Eukaryota, Metazoa, Chordata, Mammalia, Rodentia, Cricetidae. The record is from RefSeq and is a predicted model, not a curated record.